AGUUACCCCUCACUUUAAUAUAAAACAGUACCUAAGAACCAAGAAUACCCAUUCAAAUUAAAUGAUUCAGUGCCAGUUGUAUUUUAUUAAUUAAUAACAAAUGAUGAUGACAUCCCUAACCAGUUGACGAUAAAAGCUAAGAUAGGCAACAAAAUUUCAUCGUUUUUGGUUGCUUUGAAAAGCCAUGGAAGACAAGAUUGGCAGGCUAAUCAUUCUUAUCAUGUGUUGUUCAAUACUGAAAGGAGCCGUAUCUCAAGUUUACAGUGUUGGUGAUGAAAACGGAUGGAGCUCCGAGGUUGACUAUGGUUCCUGGUCGGAGAAAUACAAUUUCACCGUCGGCGAUGUUCUAGAGUUUACAUAUAACAAGGGGCAACACAAUGUGUUUGAAGUGACAGAGUCUACAUAUAGGACAUGUGAUGCGAGCAGUGGAGUAUUAGCCAAGUAUGAGAGCGGAGAUGAUAAAGUUGAGCUCACUGAAUCAAAGAAGUAUUGGUUCAUCUGCAAUGUAAAUGGGCAUUGCCUUGGGGGAAUGAGGUUUGGUGUUGAUGUUAAAGCAGGGAAUACUAGCAGUACUAAUUUGGACCCAACUCCAUCAGCCAACUCUGGCAAUGCCUUUGAUACAUGGAGUUUGGGUCUCUGCAUUUUUGCAUUUCAAUUUCUUCUCCGUUUAUUUUGUUGAUUUGUAGUAAUUGCUGUUUAGGGACCCAUUUUUGUGUUCUUUUAACCAUUUUAUGUGCCAGGGUCUGACCCUGAAUUAUUGGGAAUUUUAUGCACCUGCUUUCACCGAUUUAGUAACUUUUAAA
Gossypium arboreum is the source of this 803-nucleotide messenger RNA. RefSeq names its product basic blue protein-like. Gene Ontology annotation, molecular function: electron transfer activity. The record is from RefSeq and is a predicted model, not a curated record. Gene Ontology annotation, cellular component: plasma membrane. Lineage: Eukaryota; Viridiplantae; Streptophyta; Magnoliopsida; Malvales; Malvaceae. The coding region runs from base 185 to 679 and encodes 164 amino acids. The transcript has 2 exons.